Molecule: messenger RNA, 1896 nt
Organism: Dunckerocampus dactyliophorus (ringed pipefish)
Lineage: Eukaryota; Metazoa; Chordata; Actinopteri; Syngnathiformes; Syngnathidae
Gene: lmod2a
Product: leiomodin 2 (cardiac) a
Biological process (GO): myofibril assembly; muscle contraction; pointed-end actin filament capping
Cellular component (GO): myofibril; striated muscle thin filament
Molecular function (GO): tropomyosin binding
Source: RefSeq, a predicted model, not a curated record
CAGGACGGCCCCUCCCCACUUGGUGUCCCUCAGCUGGGACCAGUAGAUGAAGGAAGACCCUUCCAGCUGCCCCCAGGCAUCUGUAGCAUCCUCAUGGGGGCAACCGAGACUUCCUAAAAACGUCUUCAAGUCCAACACAAUGAGCACCUACCAGAAGGAGACGAGGAGCUAUGAAGACGAGGACGAGCUGCUGGCGGCGCUCUCCUGCAAAGAGCUCCAGCUGCUGCAGAAGGAGCUGGACGACCUCCACCCAGACGAGCGCAUCCCCAUCGGCUUCAGGCAGAGGGACCAGACGAACAAGAGUCCCACUGGACGCUUUGACAGGGACAUGCUGCUGAGACUCUAGGAGGACCGGAACACCAGGAAGCAAAGACAGAGGGGGCCUUCAGAUAGGAGGAGUCCUGAGGAGCGUGGGAAGAUCUCUCAGAAGGUCAAAGGCUCACCGAGUGAUGAGGAGAAGAAGGGCGAGGCAGCAGACGCAACAAAAAUUAUGGCGGUCUGCGACUGCAGAGCCAACGGGAAACCCACCAUCGUCCAGGAGGUCCUGGAGAAGGUCCUACGUGAUGACCCGUCCACCAGCGAGGUCAACCUCAACAACAUGGAGGACGUAUCACAGGAGACGCUGCUCCGUUUGGCCGAGGCCCUGAGCACCAACACGCACGUCCGCGUCUUCAGCCUCGCCAACACGCACGCCGACGACCGCGUCGCCCUCGCCAUCUCCGAGAUGCUCCGCCGCAACCGCUCCAUCCGCAGCCUCAACAUCGAGUCCAACUUCAUGUCGGGUCACGGCAUCCUGGUGCUGUUGGCGGCGCUGCAGCACAACCGCACGCUGGUGGAGCUGCGCUUCCACAACCAGAGGCACAUGUGUGGAGGCAAGGUGGAGAUGGAUAUGGUCCAGCUGCUGAGGAACACCAUCACCCUGCUCAAGCUCGGGUACGGCUUCCACCUCCUGGGCCCCAGGAUGGCGGUGACCGCCAUCUUGACCCGCAACCAGGACCAGGAGCGACAGCGGCGGCAGCAGAGGAAGAAGGAACUCGUCCCGCUGAGGCAGAAGAAACCAGCAAAGAAGACUUCAGCGUCUUCUCGAAGCAACCUUCACUCUGUGGCCACACCCACCAGGAAGAUCGCAGAGAUGGUGAAACAACACAACGUCAAGGCGCCGUCCAAUCAGCGGAGAGCCAAGUCCAAGAAGCUGAAGAACGGCGGCAAUGAGAAGGAGAGUGUGGACAUCCUCAAAGAGCUAAAGAACUCCUUGAAGCCGCCGCUACAGAGGCGGCGGGAGGAGGUGGCCCUCCUGCUGCCGCCGCAGAGGUCCAGUCACGACGACCUGAUGGCGGCCAUACGGGGGAGCAGCAUCAGGUCCUUGAAGAGCGUUCCUGUUAGUAAAGACCAUGAGAGCACUUAGGAGAGUGAAGGCCUGCUGGCUUGAGAAGAUGACAGCUCCUCUCUACGCACGUUCAUCUUAUAGUCCAAGGCGACAUGAAGGUGCCACCUAGUGGCCUUUUAUCCAUACUACAGACCCAUUCCCGUCCUGUUCUAUGGUUGCCAUCACACAUUGUACUCGCCAUCACUUGCACCCUUCUGUGAUGACGUGACAAAAAAGCAAAAGCAAAAGCCAAGUCGUUGAUUUUUGAGGCAUAUUUGCACAGCGUUGGUUUCAUGAGUGUUCCUCGUGCCCUUGGUGCCCCCUGCUGGUCAUGACAAAGACCGCAACACUUGUCUCGGAGCUCCCUGCAACAUCAGCGUGCUUUUUCUUGACCAGAGAAAUCAUCACUUUUCUUCUUUCUUUAUUGAACUUUGCUUUGUUGGUGUCACAGACAAAUGCCUGAUUCACAAAUAUCCCCCACACUUUUUCCUUUUUUGCAAAUGUCACGUUUGUAAGAGCAUCACAUUGGC